Molecule: messenger RNA, 1358 nt
Organism: Homalodisca vitripennis (glassy-winged sharpshooter)
Lineage: Eukaryota; Metazoa; Arthropoda; Insecta; Hemiptera; Cicadellidae
Gene: ATPsyngamma
Product: ATP synthase subunit gamma, mitochondrial
Exons: 6
Coding region: 120-989 (289 amino acids)
Biological process (GO): proton motive force-driven ATP synthesis
Molecular function (GO): proton-transporting ATP synthase activity, rotational mechanism
Source: RefSeq, a predicted model, not a curated record
AGCUGAUUGCAAUUUUGGUUGCGUCUUUUUUUCUAAUCUUGCUAUCGGCCGACUGCUCGUCUUCUCUUUGGAAACGGCCAACAUCGUCCUUCAGGGAAUUGCUGAAGUUACCUAUAGAAAUGUUUAGCAGAACAACUUUGGUCUUACAGACCCUCAAUGGGCAGCAACAGGUACGAGGGAUGGCCACCUUGAAGGCCAUUUCAAUCCGACUGAAGUCGGUGAAGAACAUCCAGAAGAUCACCCAAUCCAUGAAGAUGGUGUCGGCUGCCAAGUACACCCGGGCUGAGAGAGAUCUGCGGCAGGCCCGACCUUAUGGAGAGGGUGCUCAGCAAUUCUACCAGAAGGCUGAGGUGUCUGGGGAAUCGGAGGCUCCACAGAAGCUUAUUAUCGCCGUUACCUCAGACAGAGGACUGUGCGGGGCUGUGCACACACAGGUGUCCCGAGCCAUCAGGAAUGAGCUGGCCGAAAGCGGAGCCAACACCAGUGUACUGUGCAUUGGUGAUAAAUCUCGAGCAAUUCUUCAGAGAUUGUAUGGCAAGAACAUUAUUCUUGUUGCGAAUGAAAUCGGCCGAAAGCCUCCUUCUUUCCUUGAUGCUGCCAGGAUUGCUCAGCAGACCAAAGAUUUCAACUUUACUUCUGGCAAGAUUGUGUAUAACAGAUUCAAGUCUGUAGUAUCUUAUUCAACUACUGAAAUCCCACUGUUCUCGGCUGCGGCUGUCGCUGCUGCCCCCAAACUGGGAGUCUAUGACUCCCUUGAUGAAGAUGUCAUCAAGAGCUACCUGGAGUUUUCAUUGGCAUCUCUUCUCUUCUACUGUCUGAAGGAAAGUGCUUGCUCAGAGCAGUCCUCUCGUAUGACAGCUAUGGACAAUGCAAGCAAAAACGCUGGGGAAAUGAUUGAGAAGUUGACAUUGACAUUCAAUCGCACACGACAGGCUGUCAUUACCCGAGAACUGAUUGAGAUCAUUUCGGGAGCAGCAGCCCUCGACUAAGUCAUGUCGUAUCAGCUCGUCUGUUAGAAGAAUUUGGUUAAGUUGGCUCUGGUGUCUGGAUGAUUCUCAAGUUGCUUACUCUAGAAUUGAAUUAUACUUUGCUGGUAUCAUCAUUUUACAUUUGCAAUUAAUAAUUUGAUCAAAUUGAAAUAAUCAGUUGUAUUUUAUGAGCUGUUUGUUUGACCCCUAAAUAACAUCAAUUUGCAACACAGUUGCCGAAACAGCUUUUAAAAUACUUUUGAUGUAAACAAAAUUUAUCAUGUCAUCCAAAAAGUAGAAUUUUGAAUAUUUUUUGUUUUCUAUAUUCGGAUCAUUUAUGUUGUGAAACUGUAUUAAUGUAUAAGGCAAUAAAUAACUUAUAAUACCCUA